AUGUGCGAGAUGGGACUUGAAGAAAAUAUACCAACAAUCGUUAUGUUUGGUGAUCAAUCGAGUGGCAAAAGUUCUGUUUUAAAACGUUUAACUGGCGGUUUACCAUUGACAGGGAUACGCACACUUAGUAUAGUUGAAAUUCAUUUGUUACAAGCUGAGGAGCCGUUACGUAAAAUCUCUUUAAGUUAUAUAGAAGACGAAAAUCAUCAACCGGUAUCUCCAAGGGAAGUCGAGUUUGCUAUUAUAACUGAAUUUGAUGAGGAAGAAAUUGAAGAAAAAUUGUGUGAAGCUCAACGUUAUAUAAAAAAUCCGAGUAUUUCAGAUGUUCAAAAUACACGAUUGCCACCUGAUUCUGAUGAGUUAGCUUUUACAAAAAAUGCUGUAUGUGUUACAAUCAGCGGUCCAGACCAGAUAUACAGUUUAUCCAUAAUCGACUUGCCAGGAGUUGUAAGAAAUGAUGAAAGCUACGAAAAUUUCGCAUUGUCUUUAAUAAAAGAAUAUACUAAAAAAGAAACGACAAUUUUGAUGCCUGUAUUUCAAGCAACUUCUGGAAUAGAUACACAAUGCGCAUAUCGUCUUGCGCGUGAAGCAGAUCCUACUGGUCAACGUACAGUGGGCGUCUUAACGAAAAUGGAUCGUAUUGUCGAUUAUCCAAAUGAUGACGAAAAACAUCUUGAACUUGCUACUCUUGUAAAAGGUCAAGGGGAACACAAACUUGUAAAUGGUACUUACGUUAUAAGAAAUCCUACCAAUUCAGAAAAUUAUGUGGACCCAGAUGAGUUGGAAAAAGAGACAAUUAGAGCUCUUAAACAACUAAGAAUCUGGAGAGAUAUACCACAUGAUCGAUAUGGGUUACAAUUUCUAACAAUAAAAUUAAGUGAAUUACACAGAAAUUUACGUGAGCGGUCAUUGAUCUGA
Rhizophagus irregularis DAOM 181602=DAOM 197198 is the source of this 918-nucleotide messenger RNA. RefSeq lists its product as uncharacterized. NCBI's taxonomy places the organism in Eukaryota, Fungi, Glomeromycota, Glomeromycetes, Glomerales, Glomeraceae. Gene Ontology annotation, molecular function: GTPase activity; microtubule binding; GTP binding. Gene Ontology annotation, cellular component: microtubule; cytoplasm; membrane. The record is from RefSeq and is a predicted model, not a curated record.